AUGGGAAAAAUAUCAACAGAUUUGUUCUCGUUUGCUGGAAAAAACUACAUCGUGAUGUGUGAUGCUUUCUCAAAUUACCCAGAGGUCCUAUCAAGUCAGACUACACAUUCUGUUAUUCAAGCACUCAAAAGUGUUUUCGCGAGACAUGGCGUCCCAAAAGUAGUUGUCAGUGAUAAUGGUCCAUGUUAUAGCAGCAGAGAAUUAAAAGAUUUUGCAUUUGAGUGGAAUUUUCAACAUGUGACCAGCAGUCCACGCUAUCCACAGUCAAACGGACUCUCUGAAAGAACCGUUCAAACUGUCAAAAAUAUGUUAAAAAAAUGCAAGGAAAGUGGAGAAGACGUCAACAUGGCAUUGUUAGUCUACAGAAGUACACCUAUGGAUAAUGGAAAAUCCCCUGCUGAAAUGUUGAUGGGAAGAGAACUUGUGUCAAACUUACCUUCGAGUGAACUCAAGGAUAAAGCUAAACACCCUGAUGUUAAACUCUGGAAAAAUCAACAGAAAAUGAAACAAAAGCAUUUCUAUGACAACCGUAACCAUGUUAAAGCAUUGACCACAUUGGAUUGCGGGAACCAGGUACCCAUUCAAGAUUCAAAUGGUUAUUGGAAAGACCAUGCUACAGUCGUGGGAAAAGUGAAUCCUAGGUCAUAUAUUGUCCAAGGGAAUCAAGGAGUUUGUUACAGAAGGAACAGACGUCACCUGAAAAAAGCGUCGUUCCAGAAGGAAACCCCGUCUUCAGAUGUAUAUACUGAAUUUGAUGGAAAUGGUCAAAAUUCUGAUGAUUCUGAGCUGAUUGAGAACUAUGAAUCAACAUCAAACACUAGAAUUGAACCCAACACCUCAUCUAGUGUCCAGGAACCUGCUGGAUUGUGCUUCAGAACCAGUCCCGGAAGAGUUGUGAAAAGACCUGAUCGAUUAAUUGAAACUGUGUAA
Molecule: messenger RNA, 930 nt
Organism: Pecten maximus
Lineage: Eukaryota; Metazoa; Mollusca; Bivalvia; Pectinida; Pectinidae
Exons: 1
Coding region: 1-930 (309 amino acids)
Biological process (GO): DNA integration
Molecular function (GO): nucleic acid binding
Source: RefSeq, a predicted model, not a curated record